AUGCCGAUAGUAGGUACACGGUGGAGCUGUUGCUUCAACUCGUGUAUUCUCCUCGGAUUCCUGCUUCUGUCCGCCGCAGUACAGCUAAUUGAAGCCCAUAAACCGAAGGACAGCAAACUCUACAAAUUGAGGCCAGGGCAAACGGAGCGCGGUCAGAAUAUCACGCACAUACUCAACUCGUUUUUCACGAAAGGCUACGACAAGCGAGUCAGACCAAACUAUGGAGGUCCCCCAGUAAAAGUAGGCGUCAGCAUGCAGAUUGUCAGUAUCAGUGCCGUCUCCGAAGUUCAAAUGGAUUUCACCUCAGAUUUUUACUUCCGACAGUCGUGGAGAGACGAAAGAUUGUCUUUUCCUCGAACAAAUGAACUCAGCCAAAUGACGGUAGGCGCAGAGGUGGCCGGGAAGAUCUGGGUGCCAGAUACGUUCUUCGCCAACGAGAAAACCGCAUAUUUCCAUAUCGCUACGACCCCAAACACUUUCCUAAGAAUCGGAUCAGAUGGUGACGUUUAUCGAAGUAUUAGGUUAACCGUCACAGCCAGCUGUCCCAUGGAUCUCCGAUAUUUCCCCAUGGACCGACAGAGCUGUACGAUCGAAAUUGAAAGUUUUGGUUACACAAUGAGCGACAUCCGGUACUCAUGGCGUGAUGGAGCCAAGAGCGUCGGGAUUUCAGAAGAGGUUCAGCUGCCUCAAUUCAAAAUCCAAGGUCAUGUACAAAAAGCGUCUGAAAUCUCUCUAUCGACGGGAAACUAUUCGCGACUCAUCUGCGAAAUACGUUUUGUCCGCUCGAUGGGAUACUACCUCAUUCAAAUAUAUGUUCCUGCCGGUUUGAUCGUCGUCAUCUCAUGGGUAUCAUUCUGGCUCCAUCGGAACGCCACUCCGGCACGAGUCGCACUGGGAGUAAUGACUGUGCUCACCAUGACCACAUUGAUGUCCAGCACAAACUCCCAGCUUCCAAAAAUUUCUUAUGUUAAAUCGAUUGAUGUCUACUUAGGAACAUGUUUCGUGAUGGUGUUUGCUUCACUCCUGGAAUACGCAGCCGUUGGAUAUCUUGGGAAAAGAGUUGCCAUGAGAAAAUCCAGGGCGCAACAGCUGGCCCGGUUCCAGGACAGGAAGCGAACGCAACGGGUGAUGCGCCAGUUUGGUCCCAGCAUGGAUGAAAUGAGCCCGGAGCACGAUCCUUUGAUAACGAAGAACUAUAACUUCAACUUCAAUCAAGCGCCUUGGGGCGGUGGAGCGACGUCUGCCCCGGCUCCAAUGCCCGCGUAUAACCCGCGAUACGAGCGAAAACUUCACAUCGCAUCUGCGCCAAAGUCCGUUCAUCAUGGGGGCCGGGAAAGCGGGAAACACCUCGAUUUGAACAGCGGCAGCAUAAAGCCGCACGGCAAGCAUCACUCGAGUGAAAAGUCGAAAAACAAUAACCAGGAUAAAGUGGAUGAAAUUGAGAACCAAAUCCGAAGUGAAUACUACUCCUCUUCGAACCCUGGGAGACCUACGCAGAUCGGACACGGCAACCUCAAGUUGUCCUCGAGCUCAGCUCGUAACGUUAACAAUUACUACAACACCAUCAACGGCAAACACCACCAGCAGUUGAACAGCAUGAGUAAUAACCCAACAAGUAUGAUGAACUCGUACAACAUGAUCAACCACAACGGGCCUCCGACGUCGCACUACGCAACGAUGCCUCACCUCGUCAACCCACGCGAACGACGGACAGACCACCUUAACAACUCCAUAAUCAACCCUCUGGUGGCAAUGGACGAGCAUAGACUGAGUCGAUGCGAUUCGAAGAUUUCACGCAAGGCUUCGACGUCUCCGGAAGGCAGCAUCGUCGGAGGAGCCCUGAGCCCGGCUGUGGAGUCGGUCCUCCUGAAGAACCCGAACAAGCUUUGCGGGGUCAAUCCGAGUGACAUUGAUAAAUAUUCUCGAGUCGUAUUCCCCGUUUGCUUCGUCUGCUUCAACCUGAUGUACUGGGUUAUCUACAUGAGGAUCUCCGACGUCAAGUACGCAGAACCCACUGUGCUCCAUUAG
Galendromus occidentalis (western predatory mite) is the source of this 2028-nucleotide messenger RNA. Its product is annotated as gamma-aminobutyric acid receptor subunit beta. Bases 1 to 2028 code for a protein of 675 amino acids. Gene Ontology annotation, biological process: monoatomic ion transmembrane transport. The record is from RefSeq and is a predicted model, not a curated record. Gene Ontology annotation, cellular component: membrane. The transcript has 11 exons. NCBI's taxonomy places the organism in Eukaryota, Metazoa, Arthropoda, Arachnida, Mesostigmata, Phytoseiidae. Gene Ontology annotation, molecular function: GABA-A receptor activity; extracellular ligand-gated monoatomic ion channel activity.